Spinacia oleracea (spinach) is the source of this 1338-nucleotide messenger RNA. RefSeq names its product protein LATE FLOWERING. Gene Ontology annotation, biological process: negative regulation of abscisic acid-activated signaling pathway. The record is from RefSeq and is a predicted model, not a curated record. The coding region runs from base 569 to 1180 and encodes 203 amino acids. Lineage: Eukaryota; Viridiplantae; Streptophyta; Magnoliopsida; Caryophyllales; Amaranthaceae. The transcript is spliced from 2 exons.
UAAAUAAAAGAAAUAUUCAUGUUUGAAUACCAAAGUCGUGCUCUUUUAGGCAAGUACAUGUAUUCUUAUAGUACAUCGUGUUCACUGAAUCACUGUACACCAUUGUCCAACGUCUAAAUUGUGACUAUGGAUACUAACCUAACUUCGGAGUAAAAGAUGCGAGGUAGAUAGAGAGAGAGAGGGGUAGAAGUUAGAAGUAUAUUCCAUUUCCCAAUUCAUAUGAAAUUAUGAUGCACACAAACAUGAGACAAUUCUCUUUCUUUUCCCACCAAUCCCUUCAGAGACUGACAUGCAGAGAAACUGCAUAUUUUGAGUAGACUGUCUCAUCUCACAUUUUCUCUCUGUCUUAUCUCUUUCUGUUUCCCAAGCCCAUACAUUCAUCCCCUUCUUCUUCAAUGCAACUUCACCCUUCCCUUUCUUUUUUCUUGUAUUUAUAAACAAAUAAACUUCCCUUCUUCAUAAUUCAAAACCAUCAUCAUCUAAACAAAUUAAAACACAACCUUUCUUCUCUUCUAUCUUCAUUCAGUUUUCUGAUCGAGUACCUCUGCUUCUUAAUUCUCUUCAAGGGAUGGAGAAACAAGAGAGUGGUGAAACAAGCAACAAUAGUAUGGAUGAGAGGGCCAAGGUUUUCCCUUGUAUGUUUUGUUCAAGGAAGUUUUACAGCUCACAAGCUUUGGGAGGCCAUCAAAAUGCUCACAAAAAGGAGAGGAUUGCAGCAAGAAAAGCCAAAAGGGCAUCUGAAUUUUCUCUUAUCAACGCGUUCUCGCCACCACAAUCGAUGUCGUCGAUAAUUUUCGCCGGGAACCACCAUCAGCAACCCCAUAUGGCCCUACUUAGUAGCCCACCACCACCGCCAAUGUACAUUACAUCCCAUGCUGCCAACAUAUCCCACUUUCCUUCUAGUACUCAGCUUUGUGACCCAUUUGGGCCUGGUGGGCCAACUCGGUUUCCAAAUAUGGUGGUUUAUAACAACAAUGGUGGGACUGGCCCAAUUAGUCCAUAUUCAUCAUUUUGUGAGGAGGAUCAUGACCAAAAUAUGAUGAAUUGGCAAAGAGGGUUAAGACAUAGUGGGCCCAAUAAUGUAACUUCAAUGCAAGUGUUGAAAAAGAAUAUGGAGAAUUUUGGGAGAGAUUGUCAUAAAGAGAUGGAAAUGAAACUUGAUUUGUCUUUGCACUUGUAAAAAAAAGUUUUAAGGUUGGAAGCUUUGUAUUUUCAGAUUGUUUAGAACUUUAAUUAUGAUUAGGCUAUAUGCCUUAAAUUUUGGCAAAGUGAGAGAAAUGUGAUAGUAAGGAGUUAUGAGUAAAACAUAGAUGAAUAAAUAUAUGUUCUAUUAUACUA